Messenger RNA from Fraxinus pennsylvanica, 1467 nucleotides. The record is from the annotation of a GenBank genome assembly. NCBI's taxonomy places the organism in Eukaryota, Viridiplantae, Streptophyta, Magnoliopsida, Lamiales, Oleaceae.
AUGGGUAGGAAGAACGGAAAGAUAAUCAAAGGGAGGGUGUCAAGACCCGGCAGUUAUGCAAUACACGCACCCAUAAUCGACCCGACUUGUGUUUCUUGCACCACCUUCAACAUUCUUGCCCCCAUUUACAAAAGACUCAAUCCCGAGGAUCAGACUUGCAGGGAAAGUGACGUGAAAGAUUAUUGGUUACAAAGGAAUAAUAGGAUUUUGGAUUGGUUGUUGUAUGAAAGAUCUUCCAUAAUUUGUCUUCAGGAAUUCUGGGUUGGGAAUGAAGAGCUUGUUAAUAUUUAUGAUAAGAGGCUUGGUGAUGCUGGAUAUAUCAAUUUCAAGCUUGCACGGACAAAUAAUCGCGGCGAUGGUCUCUUGACUGCUGUACAUAAGGACUACUUUAGGGUCAUCAGCCAUCAAAAUUUGCUUUUCAAUGAUUUUGGUGACCGUGUUGCUCAGCUAUUACACGUUGAACUUAUUGCACCCUCCUCACAAUGUCGAAAUAGCAAUCUUUGCCGAGAAAUACUUAUAGUGAACACUCACUUAUUGUUUCCACAUGAUUCAAGUUUGUGCUUGGAAAGACUGCGACAGGUCUACAAAAUAUUGGAAUAUAUUGAAUCAUAUCAAAUAGAAAACAAGCUCAGUCCAAUGCCUAUUGUACUCUGUGGUGACUGGAAUGGAAGCAAGAGGGGUCAUGUUUACAAAUUUCUUAGAUCUCAGGGAUUCGUAUCGUCAUAUGAUACUGCUCAUCAGUACAGCGAUUCAGAUGAUCACAAGUGGGUAAGCCAUCGGAAUCAUCUUGGGAACAUCUGCGGUGUAGAUUUUAUAUGGCUCCUUAAUCCUAAUAGAUAUGGAAAAUUACUGAAAACGAGUUGGAGUGAAGCAGUGUUUGCAUUGUUCAAAUAUCAACUUCGGCGAGCCUCUUUGACGGAGGACGAUGCAUUUGCCUUUCUGAAGGCUGAUAGUGAUGGCGAUUACAUUACCUUCUCCGGUUUCUGCGAAGCAUUGCGACAGCUUAAUUUGAUCGGUCACUGCUAUGGACUGAGUGUUGAAGAGACUAAUGACUUGUGGGUACAAGCAGACAUUGAUGGCAAUGGUGUUAUUGAUUAUAACGAAUUUAAGCAACGAAUGUGGAAUACAACAUGGUCGGAGGAAAGAGACGAAGUGAGCAAUGAGGUCGGAGACGAUGUCAAUGUAACGGAGCAAACUAUAGGUUUCAAUGUCGAGAAUGCUAUUCUAUUUCCCGUAGAAGUAGAGAAAGGAAUGUGGCCGGAAGAUUAUUCACUUUCUGAUCAUGCCCGACUCACCGUGGUUUUUUCGCCAGUGAAAAUGCCAUGUUCUCCGAGAGCAACAAAAGACGACCGCAGGGCGCAGACCUCUCCGAUUCGCAACACUUCGCUUAGAAGGAAAAAGAAUAGUUAUUAUAUUAGUCAUAAGAGAGAUUCAAAGCUCACUACCCCGUCUUAUCCGUUGAUGUGA